This is a messenger RNA of Trematomus bernacchii (emerald rockcod), 2061 nucleotides long. RefSeq names its product zinc finger protein 628-like. NCBI's taxonomy places the organism in Eukaryota, Metazoa, Chordata, Actinopteri, Perciformes, Nototheniidae. The coding region runs from base 1 to 1419 and encodes 472 amino acids. Gene Ontology annotation, cellular component: nucleus. The record is from RefSeq and is a predicted model, not a curated record. The transcript is spliced from 5 exons.
AUGGCGGACUGUGUCGGCUUCCAGGCGCAGAUCGCCUCCAUAAUAGAGAUCCUGGCCAACUCAGCAGUGGUGGAGAUCUGCAAACUGGUGGACGAUGGCUACGCGGCGCUGCGCUCACAGAUGUACCAGGAGCGCGAGAGGAGCGAGAAGGAGAACGACGCGCUGCGGCGGAAACUGCAGGAGAUAGACGUGAAGAUGAGGAGCUAUGAGAGGAAGAUGAGGAGACGGAGUCAGAGGGAGGAGAUGCACGCCGUUCAUUUUAGGCCACCCGAAGGAGCUGAGGACCAUCCUCCUGUGGUGCCGCCUCUUCCUGCGUCCUCUGAAGACAAACCCUUCCAUCACAUUUCAAAGCAGGAGGAGACCAAGGUGUUGCCCCUGGUGAAGCAGGAGGAAGUGGAAGGAGACGACUGCAACCUGGACCUCAAGGUGGAGGUCAACAUCAGGGCGGAGGCCAUGGAGCCCAGUGAGGACCCCGACCCGAGUGAAACUGUUCUUGACACCAACGUCCCCUGCUCUACCUCACAGCCCUCUUCCCCCCCCACUGAGGCCACAAUGAACCUGACCUACAGGCCCCGAGCUAAACUGGGGGGGGUCACAGUCCCUGAAGCCGCUUGCAGUGACUCAGGAGGAAGCCUAACCGAUGGAGCUCUGAAGCCGAAGGUCCAGACCGAUGAGGCUGCAGAGGAGGAGCUCCAGGCCCCUGGAGCCUCGGAGGAGCCCAGCCCUGAGCGCCUCAACAGCCUGGGCCUGGACCUGGCCUGGAUGCAGGAGAGGGUCAGCCAUCUUGGUGCAGCGUAUGCAGUUGCACAGCUGGGUUUGGGGAACACGGACACCGGCCACCCCUCUGCCUCCUUCCCCUCUCAGGGAGGGGCAGACAGUCUGGAUGGCCCUCCCACCAUGCUCUUCACCAGUGGUACUCAUGAAAUGGCUGCUUUUGCUGCCUCUUUCGACAUGGCAGCAGCAGCUGCCGCUGUUGUGACUGCACCACCUCCUCCACCCCCUCCCCCUACAGCACCCUCUGCCCCCUCCACCAGCCCGAGGCGGCCAUACAGGAGCGGUGUAGCUGCUGCUGCUAAAGAGCCUGUGGUGUGUGCUGUGUGCGGGCGCCUCUUCCCCAGCACAACGGCCCUGGAGCAGCACCAGCGGGUGCACACUGGAGAGAGGCCCUACACCUGCCCCCACUGUGGGAAGGGCUUUGCACAGCCAAACAACCUGCGGGUCCACCUCCUCAUCCACACCGGGGAGAGGCGUUAUCGCUGUACGCUGUGCGGGAAGAGUUUCAUCUCCUCCAGCCACCUGAAGAGGCACCGCACCGUGCACACGCAGGAGAAACCCUACUGCUGCUCGCGCUGCGGACAGUCCUUCAGCCAGAUGUGUAGCGUCCGCAGACACCGGCAGCAGUCGCAGUGCGGCCUGUAGACAGACCACCGGAGGGGGGGGCUGGCAUCUGGAACUGAUCCUCAGACAGUUUGUGCUCUGAGUUUGUGUUCACAUGGGAAAUGUAGCAUCUUAUGUAAGCACAAACAAAGAAGCAAGCUGUAUCAUGUGAUACCAUGGCACGUACAGUUGAUAUUUGUCCUAGAUCAUAGCAGUGAAUUAUGUUCUAAAGGCGGAGGGAAGGAUUACCCUCGAAGCGAUCUCCACCUUUUUCUUACUCUUACUGUGUUUCAAACUGAGAGAGGUCACUGAGUAGACUGUGAAAGAGUGCCUGAUACAAUGUUGUUAACACUUUAUCUAUCAAUUUGUCAUUAAGUUUAGUUUUUGUCUACAAAGCUUACACACAUAAACUAACCCAGGAGGAUGAUGAACAUACACAGCAGGCUUUCACACUUUGAGCACCUGACAACUCUAUAGAACUAAUGAGGAUGACUUUUUCAAUUGUCUGAGAUACAUUCAAAACUUAUUAGGUGUUAGAAAAAAACAUCUAUUAUUGCCUUAUUUUACUGUGAUUCUAAAUGUUAAAAAUUCAAUAUGAAUUGUUUGGAAGACUGCUGUUUUUACUUAAAGGGGACCUAUCAUGCAAAAUGCACUUUUGUACGUCUUUUAUACAUGAAUAUGUGU